AAGUCGUAAAGGCCACAAGUCCUUGUCCCUCGGGCCGGCUUUCGUCUUCAGGAGUGGAAAAGACUUCAAAGUGCUCUUGGCACAGUCGUCUGCCAUCGUUUCGACGUGGGACGAAAGAAAACGAAGGCCCUCCAAGUGAAAGUCGACGGGUCGACGCGUAAUCGCAUAUUCGACGGGGUGACGUCGUUCGAAUCGAUUCGGUUGAUAAGCCGUCGUCGAUUCAUCGAGCCGUUAUCACUCGUCUGAACCUUCUUGGAAAAAAGACUAGAAGUAAACAAAUACAUCUAUGGAAGUAAUGGAGAUCCAGCCUUAAAUGAAGAAGAACAAGAAGUUCGACUGUUAGACGACAUAGGUCAGAUUGGCAGAGAAGCUAUCACAUAUCAAGAGCAUUUUGUGGAGCAGUGUGGCCCUCGGAAGAAGGGUCAUCCUCACCUGGUUAAGAAUGGGCCAUGCGAGGUUGAUACACAGACACUUACUUUUGGGCCAAAGCCCAUGUAUGUGCAUGGAUGCAGGUUGCUCGAUGUGCCCCACCUAAAUGAAUGGUGCAACUCCUUGAUUCUAUAUAGAGAGCGUAUGGAUGCAUCUGAAAUGUCCGGGAGUAUGACAUUUGAGGCAGGAUGCGACCCGGAGAAGAAAUCGCUCGCACUCACAAAUGGAACCGUUUCAGAUUCAGUCGAAUGUGUCAUUUUCCAGCAGUUUGACAUAUUUGCCCAGGGGUUCUCGGCCAUGGAGGACAUACGCAGACAAGGCAAACUGUGCGAUGUCACCCUUAAGGUUGAUGAUCUAUCGUUCAGUGGCCACAGGCUUGUUUUGGCAGCAUCCAUUCCUUAUUUCCAUGCUAUGUUUUUGAAUGAUAUGGCUGAAAGCAAACAGAAAGACAUCACAAUUCAUGGCAUUGAUGCUGUGGCCCUGGAAGCAUUAGUAAACUUUGCAUAUAGUGGAAAAGUCACAAUAAACACAAAUAAUGUUCAAAACCUCAUGGUUGGUGCAUCCUUCCUUCAAUUAAUGAAAGUCAGAAAUGCUUGCGCAGAUUUUCUGAAAAGGAGAUUCCACCCUCAUAACGUCCUGGGCAUCAGACAAUUUGCUGACACCCUUGGCUGCACUAUCCUAGUUGAAUCUGCUGACAAAUAUAUACAGCAGUAUUUCCAUGAUGUAUCACUCUCGGAUGAAUACAUGGCUUUAGAUAUUAACGAAUUACUUGAUAUAGUGAAAAGAGACGAACUUUAUGUCAUUUCUGAAGAGCAGGUGUUUGAAGCGAUAAUGCGCUGGGUGAAAAAAGACUGCGAACUCCGAAAGUUAGAACUGCCCAGGCUUUUGGCCUCGGUCAGACUGCCGUUGUUGGCCCCACAUUAUUUGGUCGACAGCGUUGCUACUGAAGAGCUAAUCCGUACAUCACACGAAUGCCGGGACCUCGUAGAUGAGGCGAGGGACUACCAUUUGAUGCCUGAAAGGCGACCUCUUCUCCAGAGUUUCAAAACAAGACCGAGACGUUGCAAUUUCAUUAUGGGGCACAUAUUCGCCGUCGGAGGCCUUACCAAAUCAGGUGAUUCGGUAUCAACAGUGGAAGUGUUUGACCCUGUAGUCGGCAGGUGGAGGAUGGCAGAAGCUAUGAGCAUGCUCAGAUCUCGUGUGGGAGUCGCUGUCUUGAAAAACAGGCUGUACGCCUUCGGUGGCUAUAAUGGCACAGAGCGGCUUUCAACUGUUGAAGUUUUCGAUCCAGUUAAGAGAAUCUGGAGUAAAGUCUCACCCAUGCACUGCAAAAGAAGUGCUGUAGGUGCUGCAGCUUUAAAUGACUGUCUUUAUGUGUGCGGUGGUUAUGAUGGCGUUUCCUCCUUAAACACAGUUGAAUGCUACCAACCUGACACAGACACUUGGAUGAUUAUAACAUCAAUGCAGAAACACAGAAGCGCCGGUGGUGUCAUUGCUUUCGAAGGCUUUGUCUAUGCGCUGGGAGGCCAUGAUGGCUUGUCUAUUUUUGAUUCAGUUGAACGUUAUGAUCCACACACUUGUGAAUGGACAUCUGUCACAUCGAUGAUGACGAAAAGGUGUAGACUUGGUGUGGCGACUCUAAAUGGGAAGCUGUACGUAUGCGGUGGCUAUGAUGGUGUCACGUUCCUCCAUACGGUGGAAAUGUACGACCCUGUGACUGACAGAUGGAAAUUUGUUGCAUCAAUGAACGUCAUGAGGAGCCGUGUCGCCCUGGUCGCCAACAUGGGAAAGCUUUGGGCGAUCGGGGGCUACGACGGCACGUCGAAUUUACCUACAGUCGAGGUAUACGACCCCAACACAGACUCUUGGUCUUUCGCCUCAUCAAUGUGCGCCCAUGAGGGCGGUGUAGGUGUAGGUGUAAUACCAAUUUGUAAACUCGAAUAAGGCUCAGCUACAUCUGGCCGGAGCUAAUUCUGCUCAAAACCAGGUAGACUCCGAAAUUCAGUUUCAAUAACUCUCAAGGCAUCU
Molecule: messenger RNA, 2457 nt
Organism: Cimex lectularius (bed bug)
Lineage: Eukaryota; Metazoa; Arthropoda; Insecta; Hemiptera; Cimicidae
Product: kelch-like protein 18
Exons: 11
Coding region: 493-2373 (626 amino acids)
Molecular function (GO): protein binding
Source: RefSeq, a predicted model, not a curated record